This is a messenger RNA of Pocillopora meandrina, 877 nucleotides long. NCBI's taxonomy places the organism in Eukaryota, Metazoa, Cnidaria, Anthozoa, Scleractinia, Pocilloporidae. The record is from the annotation of a GenBank genome assembly.
GUCAAACUCGGUGCAGACUGUAUUUGGAAUGAACUUCAAACGUGUGGGCGGUUUGAUACAUGGUAAGUAAAUGUGUGGUUCUUUCUUUUUAUGAUUUACUUGAUAGAAAUCAAGUGGAUUGUGGCUUCGACAUUAAGGUUAGUUCUCAAAAUAUGAAAACGUGGUCGAUUUUCUUUAGGAAGCGUCUUUUCGUAUCAAUCUGUUCUAUCAGGCGCACAUCACGGGUAGAAAAUUACACGUGUUAAUUUUUUUUCAUUUUAACGCACGAUUUAAAUGGUUUAUUCAUUUUUGAAAACAAGAAGGAGUUAUCAAUUUUAUUUAUCUAGUUGUUCAUUUCCAUUUAAAUAUUUGUCGUUGUCCAGAAUCAAUGGUUUUUCCCUCAGCACCUGUUUCUAUUUUCUAGUUGAAAUGUAUUUCACGUGAAGACGUAGACAAAUUCAAAAUUGUUUGCUUGAUAAAAGCGUUCCCAGGGAAGCAAACUCUUUGUGAGAUAUAAUUUUCCACAAAUUUAGGGAAAGUUUUUGUUGCUUACAGCUUUCAAAACAUUGUAUUGUUUAUCGAACACGUUUACUCUUUCAUUUGCAAAUUAGUUUCUCUGAAUAAUCUGCUCCUUGAUAACAAAACACAAAGAGUAACUGAAGAUUUUUUCUCGCCAUUGUCUUUUCAGCGCUGGUCGAAAGGAAGGAAGUCUGAAUUUGCGAUCCGCAUUUUGAGGAAUCAACAUCAAAUUUUGUCGCUGAUUUGGACGGAUUUGGCACAAGAACAAUUAUUUUCACAAAUUUUCCUUUAUUCGUCUAGUUGCACCUUUCGUGACAGGAAAUUUACCCUCAAUUCGAUUGAAAUCGCGGUUUUUGUGUGUUUACGGCGAGAGAUCUGA